GCUAAGCGGAGCAUCUGGUCGUCAUCCCUGCCUUUGGUGUGAAGUGACCAGUCAACUCCGUUGGGUGCAAGAGGACAUGCAGCAAAACGAUCAAAGCACACAUUAACUCGUGAUCACCGUCGAUUCUUGAAUGAAGGAAAGGGGAUGAUAAAAGAUGCCAAAAACUACAACAAUGUCAUCAAUGAAAAACUAAUUGGUAUUCGUUUAAACCAGGUGUGUGUCCCCUACCUCCACAUUCUGCUGGGUGUUGUUAAGAAGCACCAUGAAAUGCUAGAAGAGGAAUGCCACACCCUCGAUCUGCUAAUUGCAGAAGACCAGGCCAGGCAUGGUGGUCUUACCAAUGAGGAAGGCCUUUAUGCCACCUAUGUUGAGAGUGUAAGGCGCUUACAGAAAUUAGAAAGCAGAAUCAGCCGGAAGAAAGCUGUUCUUGAACAGUAUGAUGAGAAUACCACAAUAGGACAGCUUGCUCAGCAAACUGGAGACAAAAGAUCAUUAGAAAAAAGAAUAGAAAAGCUUGAAAAAGAAAAGACAGACUUGCAAAAAACUGCUGUGUUACAUAAAGGAACAGGGAAGGUGGCAUCAGAGCUGGAUGUCGUGCUGAACCGACACAAUAUCUGCAGACAAGCCUAUCAUGGGAAAAGCUUGAUUGGAAAUCACUGCGCACAUUACCUCAAGCCUGUAGUCUUUGAAGAUCUAGGAACAAGUCUUAUGGAAAAAACAGCAGAACUAAGUGGUGACGCUGACAUUAACCAAAAGGCUGAAGUUAUUGCUGAAAAAUUCAACACCCUGAAUUCCUUGCUUUCUGAAGUUCAUGAGAAGGUUGGCCACGCCAAGCCAGUCCCUGAAGACGAGAUACAGAUGAUCGAAGUGUGCAUUCAGAAAUAUCUGAAUUUCUACCGAAGACGACUCAAAGGAAGAAUCUUCCCAAAGCUUCAUUUUCUUGAAGACCAUGUUGUUGCAUGGAUAAAGUUAUGGGGCUUUGGUAUGGGUCUGAUGGGGGAACAAGGCGGCGAGUCAAUCCAUGCAGAAAUUAACAGAAUUCAGAGGAUUAACUGUGCAGUUUCGAACAAACUUCAAAAGUAUGCUUCUAUCCUAAAAGAGCACCAUACUCACAACCAUCCAGAACUGAAGAAGAAGGGAGCCGAGGUGUGCGGAUCGAAUCAGAAAAAGGGAACAGGAAAGCUUAAGAAGACAGACAAUUUGGAUGACUAG
Messenger RNA from Lineus longissimus, 1212 nucleotides. RefSeq lists its product as uncharacterized. The transcript has 6 exons. Lineage: Eukaryota; Metazoa; Nemertea; Pilidiophora; Heteronemertea; Lineidae. Bases 145 to 1212 code for a protein of 355 amino acids. The record is from RefSeq and is a predicted model, not a curated record.